Helianthus annuus (common sunflower) is the source of this 1647-nucleotide messenger RNA. RefSeq lists its product as uncharacterized. The coding region runs from base 994 to 1533 and encodes 179 amino acids. Lineage: Eukaryota; Viridiplantae; Streptophyta; Magnoliopsida; Asterales; Asteraceae. The transcript has 3 exons. The record is from RefSeq and is a predicted model, not a curated record.
UUUUUUUUUUUUUUUUUUGAUUCGAUCUCUCAAACUCAAUUCAGGUUAGCUCUCUCGAUCUUGUCUACAUAAACCCUAAUUCAGGUCGCUUGCGGUUCAAUUUCUAAUUCCUUUUCAUAUAAUUUUAUAUGUAUAUGCCUCUGUAUGUGUUUUAGGUCAAAUUGAUGAAUACUGAUGACUUAUAUCAUGUUCGAUUGAUUCCUGCAUACGCUUUUACCUGAUUAUCAUGGCGGUAUUUGAAAUUGAAUUCGUAUAUUUGACUUUUUAGGUUACACAUUGCAAUCUGUGUGUAAAUAUUUGUAUGUCAAGUUAAGUUAGGUUUUAGCUUCUGAAUCGAUUUUGAUGUUCAUAAUUCUCUUAGAAGCUGAAUUCAUACCAAAAUUUGUUCAAUUUCAUCAGUACUUUAACUUUCAGUGCAUAGAAAUUGUGAUAAUUUCUUUGAAAUUGUGAUAAUUUCUUUGAGUCGAUAGUUUGAGAGUUGAGACUUGGAGAGUGUUUAUUUACUCUCCAAGUUUUACAUCGGAAAAUUCUUAGCACUUGGACUUGGAUCAUUUUGUGAAAAUUACUAGCACCAAAAUUGAAAAUCUAUGCGUUGUCAAAUUAGGGAUUUUUAGGUCAAUCUUCCUUAGUUCCAAUAGAUACUAGAAUGCCUAAUUGUUAAGUUGGUUCUUUCAAACCGUAAUUGCUUGUUUUGUAGACCAUUCAAAUUGAUUCUUUCAAACCGUAAUUGCUUGUUUUGUAGACCAUAUGAGUGGUAACCGUAUCAUAAGUGUAAAAAUGGACAUACUGUUAUGUAUAUCCGUAUAUGCGUGUGUAUCAAUAUAUGUGUUAGUGGUGUUCAAAAAUAUCCGAAUCCGAAAUAAAUUAGCUUCGGUUGAGGAAAUCUAUGUACAUUUCUCCAUACAUCCGUAUAUGCGUGUGUAUCAAUAUAUGUGUUAGGGGUGUUCAAAAAUAUCCGAAUCCGAAAUAAAUUAGCUUCGGUUGAGGAAAUCUAUGUACAUUUCUCCAUACUUAGUAAAUCUCAUGUUUCAUGUUUUUGCGACGGAGAAUAUGCUUUCGUCGGAUGGGUCAUUGCAGAGUGGGGAUGUGUUUUCGUCAAUUACUCAGAUUACAAGUAUCGCUGAAACGGGAAAGGAGCCAAUUCAAGCACAAUCAGUUCAAUCAACUGCAAGAAAAGAACCAAUUCAAUCUCAAUCCAACUCUUCAGUUCAAUCAACUGGAAGAUUGAAGAGGAAUGACAAGGGAAAAGAGAUACUCACACCAAAAGUUUGUUUUACUAUCCCGGAGGAAGAGGAAGUGGAGAUACCAUUGCGAAACGUCAAAGCACGAAUUCUUAAAGAGGAAGAAGGAAGCUGCAAAGAACGAGUAGGUGAAAUAAAAGAAAAACGUACCAGUUGGCAGGACAAAAAAGAAGAAAUUCUAAGGUUGAUUGAUCGAAAAACGGCAAACUGUGUCAGCCAGAAAAAGAAGGAUAUGCUGGCAGCUGCAAAAGCAAUGUUCAUAAAGGCUAUUGAAGCGCCAGAUCAUAUUUAAAGUUCUAGGAGCAAAAGAGAAGCCAAACUUUUAAUUAGCAUCUGUUAACUUUCAAUAAGCCUUUGUUAUAUUAGUUAAUCUGUAUCCUAAUAAUUUGGUUGUGUUUCACGAAAA